UUAGAAAGCCGCCGACCUCCGUAAACGUGCAUGAACACGAUCAUUUCUUGUAAACCAAGUUGUAUAUGGUGUGAAUUUAUUCUAUAAGAAUACAGAAAAAACGGAACGAUUGCAUACUUUGUAGUAAGCUCAAGAACUAUCAUAUAUUCUCAUGUUCAAAUCUACAGUUUUUUAAAAUUGUGGACUUGAAUUAAUUAUGGGACCAAAACCAGCAGAACUUUCCAGUGAAGAUAGACGUAUUGUAAGCCAGGCCAAUACAUUACUAGAACAACUGAAUGCAGGCAGUCCUAUUGGUUGUGUUGAAGAUAUCAAUUCUCAAGUUUAUGUCACCUUGUUUGAAGGAUUAUGUGGAGAGAAGCUAAAUGGUAUUAUAAGGACUUCUGUUACCACAGAGGAUGAAAUUCACAAUGUCCAGACAGUUAUCGACACCUUGGCUGCAGAUGUCUUGCAUACAUCCCUAUUGCAUAUAAAUGGAAGAGAUGUCGUCAACUCCAAUAGAGAAUCUGUCCUUAAUCUCUUAGAAAUCUUAUCUGGACUACUUGAAUAUAUUUUUAACAAAAUUGAAAGUGAUUUAUCAACAGAUAAUGAAGAAGGUGAAGGUUUAGAUGAUGAUCCAGAUGCUUUGCAGAGAGAUAUGAUAGACAAAAUUCUGGAGAAAGAACUAAAUCGUACAUCAGACACCAUUACCAGUAGUCCUGAGAGGAGAGAUAUUAAAAAAUCUUCAGUUUAUUGGGAUGAAGAGCCUGAUGUGAGUAGAAGAUCUGCGAAGUCUGGGAGUGAAACAGAUGAUUUAAUAGCAUUAGGACAUGAGAGUCCUACAGGACUGAUAGAUACUAUUACAAGUAUAUCUAGAGGUAACGAUUCAACAAAUGAACUGAUAAGGGAGGGUGAGAAUAUUGAGAGAAGAAUGGCAACAAGAGUAACAUCAGUGGAAGAAGAUAUAGCUCGACACAGAAGAGAAUUAGGACUCAACAAAAGAGAGGAACAUCUACCUGAACCUGCUGUUAAUAGAUAUUAUCAGACUACCGUGCCACAGACAGCUUCAGAAGAAAAGGAUGAUUUAUUCAGACGAAGAUCUAGAGUUGAUACUUAUAAAACUUUAGACUCUAUGGUAGAAGAAACUGCUGCCUUAGCCAGAGCUGCAGUUGAUGCUAGUCCGUCUAGAGCUAGGUCUAUAUUACAAAGCUUAGAUAAUGAUUAUAAUCAGGCUAAACAAUUGGCUCAGAGAGCCAGAUUAGCCUCACCAGAAAUAGAGCCAGUAUCCACAAGAAGAAAUCCUUUAUUGUCAGAUAUACCAAAGGGAAUAAGUCCAACAAAAAAGCCAAGAAGUCCAGUGCGAAUGACUGAACAAGAAAUUGUUUCUGAUCCUGAUUCACCUGACAGAGGAAAAAGGAAAGUGUCUUUUAUGGUAGACAGAUCAGAUUCUAGUCCUAGUUUCACAGCCCCAAAUUGGAGAUCAGGACGUCCAAUAAAAUCAUCCUGGGAUGACUCCUCAUCAUAUACAGAACAUUCAAAGACAGCAUACAAACCACAGAAGACACGUAAAGAUUAUGGAAGUUAUCUGGACUAUGGGAGUGAUAGGGAAAAUUUGUCAUAUGAUGAUCGUUUAAAGAAGAAGUUUCAUGAAAUAAUUGAUGACGUGUUGAGUGAGGAUGAAAGGCUUCCUCCAAGAUACAAGUCCAGAUCAGAUCAACACAGAGUUAGGUCUGAGAAACUUGUUGGUAAAUCCAAAGGAACCUAUAAUGUAGUUGAUGCACAGAAAUUACUGAAGAAAGAAAGAGAAACGAGUAAAAAGAAAAUGGAUUUUUUACAGAAAAUAUACAAAGAAGAUUUAGAUGAAAUGGCUUUAGAAGCAGAUGAAGGGUUAGAUAUGGACAGAAAAGCUGCAAAACAAACAGAAAAUGAAUAUAAGAAAAAAGUCCUAAUAUCUCCUCAGAAGAAGUUAGCACCGAAGACCAAAACUGCAGGAGCAAGUAAGAAACCUGCAGCAAGUAAACAUAUGGUCAGCUCUAAAGCAAAGAAGAAAACAUCACCUGGUCUUAUACCUCCUGGCAAAAUACAAAUGCACAUUAAAGACGAUGAAGAUAUUUUACCUAUGUUGUUAACAGAAUUUCCACAUUUACACUUAUCAAUGCAUACCUGGCACGAACUUUGGAGAAAGGGUAUUCAUCAGAUAGAACAGGUUACCAGAGCAAACCAGGAAAUGAGAAGGAAGAAAAGUAAAGCAAAAACAGAUUUAGAGGAAGCUCAAAGAAGACAAGAAAUAAUGGUUAAUAUUAUGAAGAAAGAAAUUGAACAUAGCCAAAGGAUGAAAGAAAUACAAGAGAGACAGAAACAAACAGUAGCUACAAGGAAUGGUUUCCAUGAACAAAGAAUGCAGUCAGCCAGAUCUCGAAAGUAUUAUGAUGAUUAUCAAGUUAGAAUGAGGUCUAAAAUGAUGAAGAGAAGAACAAGAGAAGAAAUGAUUUUCAGAAAGUUAUUUAAAGAUGGAUUGGAAAUACAAAAAGACAGAAUUAAAGAUUUGAGGAAGUAUGCUAAGGAACAGAGAGAAAAACAAGCAACAAAACAAAGAAAUGAAGUUGAAUCACUGGAAAAUUACUACCGUGACCAGUUUGAUAUGUUAGCAGAAAAUAUAACUAGUGAAAGAAAGGAGAUAAUGGUUAGAGAUAAAGCUCAACAAAAGGUGCUUGAAGGGAUGAAGAAAGAAUUAAGGAAGAAAAUGGAAAAAGAAAUAAAAGAUUUACAAAGUCAGUUAGUAAGAGACGACGAUGACGCUUAUUUCAGACAGUUAGAUGCUGAUCGUGUUAUACAUAAUCUACAAAUGGCCAAAUAUCAUGUGACUAAUGUAUAGCCUGUCAUGUGACUAAUGUAUAACCUGUCAUGUGAUUUAUCUUAUAGCUAUCUGUGAUAUAUCAGUUAAAAUGAGUAAAAGUAACUGUCAAUCCAUAAAUCAAUAUGAAAGUAUGUUUUGACAAUAGGUCUAAUUUUCAAACAAACUAAUUUGUUUGCAAUACAUGUAUGGUUCAGUUCUGUAAUAAAUAAUUUCCUUCCUAUUGAUAAUUUACUUUGAGAACAAGAAUUUUAAGUUUUUAGAAUGACACAUCUUCAUCUGUCUUAUUAUAAUCUAUGUAAGAGAUGGUGUCUAAUGCAAAUGUGAUUUAUCUGCUUAGCAUGACUUAGUAGGCAAUCUGUAAGUGUUGGUUUUUACCAGGCCUAUUUUAAAAUGACAGUGCAGACAUGCAGAAAACUUAAGUAUGUUUUUUCAGAAUGUUGAAAUUAAGAGACUUUUCUACUUUUUGGAUUAACUUAAACUGUAGGCUGUAGGCAGUUGUCUCACUGACUCACUUAGGGACAUUCCUAGUUUUCAUUUUAAAUAUAUUGUAAUUGAUACCAAUCAUUAAAGCUUUAUUGUCUCAAUCUCUAAUUUAUUACUUAAUACGCCCCUCAAGUUGGGGAAAUAUUGAUCUACCCCUGUUUAUUUUUUCCGUUCUAUUCUUCUGUAUGUCCAUCCCACAUUGGGUACAAAGUUUGGCUAACUCGUCCUACAGUUUUCAAGCUAGAGCUUUUAUAUAAUGCAAGGUGUUAGUUCUUAUAGUAAGGUUGUGCAUAUAUCAGAAUUUUGAUUGUUGAAAUUAGUCAUUCUCAUACCCUGGAAAGAAAAGUCCAGAAGCUUAUCUCUUGAAAUUCCAUAAUGAAGUAAAAAUGCAUUUAUAAUAAUGAUUUUUAUUGUGUGAUUAAUAUAAUUUUGAAGUAAACUAAUUUAACACUGGUCCCACAUUUACUAAGAUUAAUUGUUAACCGACUUUUGCACUUGUCAUGUACAUUUUUGUAUUAUUAACAUUUUUAUCUUUUAUCUUUUGUUAUUAAACUUUGCAAAACUUCAGUUUAAUGUAAUUUGAAAGGGGGAAAAACUUUAUCCAAGCCCAUUGCAGGAGGCAUCAUCUUUUUGGUUUUUUUUCUUAUAAAGGACUCAUUUCCACAUUUUAAUUAAUCCAUGUAAAUGAUAUUCAAAAAAUAUUAUUUUUACAUCAUACAUAUUUAUAUCUUACAUUUAAAUGAUCACCAGUUGAUGUUUUGUCAUUGUUUAGUUGUUCUGUGUAAUUUAUAGUGUGUAUCAUGAUUUUCUGCGUUAUUAAUUUUAAUACACAUUUAUUUUUGUUUUCAGUAAUCAGAAAAGGAAAUGCUAUGAUUUAAAAAGCAUUUCUAGAAUUUUUGCAUUUUCUUUAAAUGUGAUUCCACUUCUUUUAAAAAAUAUUGUAAAUACAGGCAGCAUGUCUCAAAAUGCAUUGUAAUUAUAAUCAUAAAUGUUAUAAAUUGUUUGAUUGUACUUGUAAAUAUUUGAAAUAUUUAUGUUAUUUUAUAUGUUUGUUUGUAAAACAAAUCAUGAAUAAAAAUAGCGCCAGA
Mytilus californianus (California mussel) is the source of this 4404-nucleotide messenger RNA. RefSeq names its product centrosomal protein of 95 kDa-like. Gene Ontology annotation, cellular component: centrosome; spindle pole. The record is from RefSeq and is a predicted model, not a curated record. The coding region runs from base 197 to 2851 and encodes 884 amino acids. The transcript is spliced from 23 exons. Lineage: Eukaryota; Metazoa; Mollusca; Bivalvia; Mytilida; Mytilidae.